This is a messenger RNA of Canis lupus familiaris (dog), 3168 nucleotides long. It is a transcript of the gene GDPD5, whose product is annotated as glycerophosphodiester phosphodiesterase domain containing 5. Gene Ontology annotation, biological process: positive regulation of neuron differentiation; lipid metabolic process. The record is from RefSeq and is a predicted model, not a curated record. The transcript is spliced from 19 exons. Gene Ontology annotation, molecular function: glycerophosphodiester phosphodiesterase activity. The coding region runs from base 428 to 2299 and encodes 623 amino acids. Gene Ontology annotation, cellular component: plasma membrane. NCBI's taxonomy places the organism in Eukaryota, Metazoa, Chordata, Mammalia, Carnivora, Canidae.
CGGGCUGCGCCGGACCGAGCUGUGCUGCGAGCCCGAGCUGCCGCCUUUCCGCCGCCCCGGCGAGGGGCUCGGCGCUCGCCCCGAAGAAGGGAGCCCGGGGUCCCCGCUGGCCCGGCGGCCGGCGAGAGCCGAGAGCUGCAGCGGUCCCAGUGAAGUGACAUCACCACCUCCGUGGACAGGACAUCCUCAGGAGCCCCGCCUACAGCCACUGAUACCUUCUUCCAGGACCAGCCGGGGCGUCCAUGGGCGCCUGAGGAACGGGCGUCAGGGCGGCAGGCAAGAGCAUGGUGAGACACCAGCCCCUGCAGUACUAUGAGCCACAGCUGUGCCUCUCCUGCCUCACCGGCAUCUACGGCUGUCGCUGGAAGCGCUACCAGCGGUCCCACGAUGACACCACGCCGACUGCUUGCCUGGGACUGGACCCAUCAUGGGCUGGGGCUCACCCUUCACCCAGAGCCCUCGCAGAACCUUGUUGCUGGCCAGACGUGCAGCAGCCUUGCCCCUGCUGAAGUGGAGCAAGCUCUACGGACAGACAGCCGCUCACUGCUGCCAGCUGGGGGUCCCCUCUGUCGGGGGUGGGAUGUGGGAACGCCUCUGGUUCCUGCUCCUCACCUUCACCUUCGGCCUCACACUCACCUGGCUCUACUUCUGGUGGGAAGUGCACAAUGACUACGAUGAAUUCAACUGGUACCUCUACAACCGCAUGGGCUACUGGAGUGACUGGUCCGUGCCCAUCCUCAUGACCACAGCUGCCGCCUUCACCUACAUCGCGGGCCUCCUGGUCCUAGCACUAUGUCACAUCGCCGUGGGGCAGCAGAUGAACCUCCAUUGGCUGCACAAGAUGGGGCUGGUGGUCAUCCUGGUGUCCACAGUGGUGGCCAUGUCAGCCGUAGCCCAGCUGUGGAAGGACGAGUGGGAGGUACUGCUGAUCUCCCUGCAGGGCACGGCACCAUUCCUGCAUGUGGGGGCCCUAGCUGCCAUCACUGCGCUCUCCUGGAUCGUGGCCGGACAGUUCGCCCGUGCAGAACGGUCCUCCUCCCAGAUGGCCAUUCUCUGUAUCUUCUUUGCCGUGGUGUUUGCCUUCUACCUGGCCCCUCUCACCAUCUCCUCUCCCUGCAUCAUGGAGAAAAAGGACCUGGGCCCCAAGCCUGCCCUCAUUGGCCACCGCGGAGCCCCUAUGCUGGCCCCAGAGCAUACGCUGAUGUCCUUCCGGAAGGCCCUAGAGCAGAAGCUGUACGGGUUACAGGCUGAUGUCACCAUCAGCCUGGAUGGUGUGCCCUUCCUCAUGCAUGACAACACCCUGCGGCGAACCACCAACGUGGAGGAGGAAUUCCCAGAGCUCGCCCGCAAGCCCGCCUCUAUGCUGAACUGGACCAUCCUGCAGAGGCUCAACGCCGGCCAGUGGUUCCUGAAGACUGAUCCCUUCUGGACGGCCAGCUCCCUGUCGCCCUCUGACCACAGGGAGGCGCAGAACCAGUCCAUCUGCAGCUUAGCAGAGCUCCUGGAGCUGGCCAAGGGCAAUGCCACGCUGCUGCUCAACCUGCGUGACCCACCACGGGAGCACCCCUACCGAGGCAGCUUCCUCAACAUCACGCUGGAGGCCCUGCUGCGCUCUGGCUACCCCCAGCACCAGGUCAUGUGGCUGCCUAACAGGCAGAGGCCCUUCGUGCGGAGGGUGGCCCCUGGCUUCCAGCAGACAUCGGGCUCCAAGGAGGCGGCCACCAGCCUGCGGAGAGGCCACAUCCAGAGGCUGAACCUGCGCUACACUCAGGUGUCCCGCCAGGAGCUCAGGGACUACGCAUCCUGGAACCUGAGUGUGAACCUCUACACGGUCAAUGCACCGUGGCUCUUCUCCUUGCUGUGGUGCGCGGGGGUCCCGUCUGUCACCUCUGACAACACCCAUGUCCUGUCCCAGGUGCCUUCCCCCCUCUGGAUCAUGCCCCCAGACGAGUACUGUCUCAUGUGGGUCACCGCGGACCUGAUCUCCUUCAUGCUCAUCAUUGGCAUCUUCGUCCUCCAGAACUAUCACUUGAUCAGGUGGCGCCUAGGUGGCAUACGGAGCUACAAUCCUGAGCAGAUCAUGCUGAGUGCUGCAGUGCGUCGAACCAGCCGGGAUGUCAGCAUCAUGAAGGAGAAGCUCAUCUUCUCAGAGAUCAGCGAUGGCAUGGAGGUCUCCGAUGAGCUCUCUGUAUGUUCAGACAACAGUUACGACACGUAUGCCAACCGCGCUCCCACCCCCAUGAAUAACCGCGGGAGUGGCAGCCGCACCAAGACUCUCACAGACCGGAGUGGGUGCUAGCUGAAGACCUGUUUAUCCCAGCCUAUACCUGAGGUGGAGACCAGGGAACCCCAAAGAGCUGGCACAAGCAUGUCUGGACUGGGAGAGCUCUGGGAGCUGGCUCCACGGCCUCCCCAUCGGCUCUGGCCCUCUGUCAGCCAUGGGCUCCGCUGAGGGGGCUCCCCUCUCUCCUGAGGCCCAGCUGGGUCAGGACUCCAGCCUCGCAGAUGCCCCUGCAGGCCUGGGGCUCCUUGUGGAAAGUUUGGGGCCUGGGGCCUGGUCCUCCCCUGGAGGCCUUCCCUUGUAUCCUGAUCUGGAAGCUUUGACGAUGUUCUGGGCUGUGCCACGUCCCUGUGGCAGUUGAGAAUGUGGAUAUCCACGUGUACCCAUGUGUGUCCGUCCUCCUGUUGCUCAGAGGCAACUGACUUCUCUGCGUGUUUCCUGCCUUGAGGGCCUGGGCUGGGCCUCUGCCCCCUGCAUCUCUGUCUGUCUCAAAGCACAAGGAUUUUCAGCCCAGGAGGAAAGCCUGCGGUGGUGGAGACACUCCUCCCCGGUGCUGCGGUGGUGGAGACAUUCCUCCCCGGCCGGCCUCCUACCACCACUGGCCCUGCCCCAGGAGAGGGACCAAGCCAUGUCCCCAGGAGCAGCUGGAGAUGGCCAGAAGAGUAGGCUUCAGGCUACUUUUAUCCCUUACCUAAGUGUCCAACAGGCUUCUAGGGCAAAGUGGCACAGAGGCCCAGGAGGUCCACAGACUGACACAACCUCAGGUUUCCACAUCGGUGGCCACAGGGUAGUGGCCACCUGGGAAGGGUGGGCAUAUGGCCAAGGAAGCCUACAGCAGAGCGAGCCUGAGGGCCUUGGCCAAUAUGAUUAAAGCUGCCAUCUUGACA